Molecule: messenger RNA, 2111 nt
Organism: Poecilia latipinna (sailfin molly)
Lineage: Eukaryota; Metazoa; Chordata; Actinopteri; Cyprinodontiformes; Poeciliidae
Gene: klhl36
Product: kelch-like family member 36
Exons: 8
Coding region: 793-2082 (429 amino acids)
Molecular function (GO): cullin family protein binding
Source: RefSeq, a predicted model, not a curated record
AAAUCACCUCCAAGUGAAAUAAUUUUAUUUUAGAGAGUCCUUAAACGUUGCAACGUCACAAAAGCCCAAUCUUUACACCAAUAUGUUAAUAUCUUAAUUUAGGAUUUGAAAUUUGUCUUGCAUUUGUGACAUUUUGUUUUAGUUUCCAAACUUUUUUAUUACUAAUCUGUCUUGUCAUGUUAUUGUCUUUGAACUUUCUAUUAAGACUCGAACAAAACAUUGCCAUAAAUCCGCCUUUUAACUCAAAACGUCACAUGCAGCAAUGAAUUGUGGGUAAUGCAGUUCGCCAUCGUUUUUAAGUCUUGUUAACAUUUCUAGUCUUGAACGCUCACAAAAAAGACAAAGCUUCCGGUUGAAAUAUUUGAUUUAGAAAUAAGAGACAGGAGAAAACGUUAAGAUUUCUUUCACAAAAUAAAUAUUUUUUCUCGUCUUGUCGUCACGUGUGUAGCAACGUUUUACUCUGAAUUGAAUUAUUUUUUAGUUUUAUGUUUUGAUACCCUGUGGGCUGUAGUACAGACCAUAGACUGAAGGGGGCCAAAGAUGGACGCUGCCUAGAUCACCAUGGCAACAGACUUUGUGAAGAGAAAGAAAACAAAAAACAAAAAAAAAAACACAAAUUUUCUUAGGACCUUAUUUUGAAAGCCCUUAACGGAAGUUAACAGUAGAGAUAAGCUGACACGAAAACUAGCAGCGGGUUUCCUGCUCGGCUCAAAAAGAAAAUGUCCCGCUUCCCGGUGUGUCCCCGCCGCAGUGUCUCCGUCCGUCUCUGUCUGUGUCUCCCAGGUGAUCGUCAUGGACGGACCAGACCAUCCGGGUCGGUUCUGCCGGGUCAGCGAACCAUCGCAGACAUUCCGCUUCCCGGGCCAGGCGCUGGAGGUUCUGCGGGGAUUCAGCGAUCAGCGCCAGCAGACCCGGUUCUGUGACGUGGUUCUGGUGGCGGCGGGCCGGCGGUUCCAGGCCCAUCGGGCCGUGCUGGCCAUCUGCAGCCCCUACUUCCAGGCCAUGUUCACCCUGGGCAUGAGGGAGGAGCUCCAGCCGGAGGUGCAGAUAGUGGGGGUGUCCUCUGUGGGUCUGGAGGCGGUUCUGGACUUCCUGUACAGCGGACAGCUGCAGCUGGACGGAGGAAAUGUCGACGACGUGCUGGAGGCCGCGCACCUGCUGCAGCUGUGGCGAGCCGUGGAUUUCUGCUGCCAGUACCUGGAGCAGCAGGUGAGCGAGGAGAACUACCUGGACCUGCAGCAGGUGGCCCGGUUCUACAGCCUGGAGCGGCUGGACAGCUUCAUCGAUCGCUGGGUUCUGGCCCGGUUCUCCAAGCUCCGCCUCACUCCAGACUUCCUCCAGAACCUUCCGCUGCACAAGCUGACCUCCUAUCUGUCCAGCAGCCAGGUCCAGUAUGACAGCGAGCAGAACCUCCUGCAGGCCGCUCUGCAGUGGCUGGGCCAGAACCCGGACCGGACUCCCCACGCCAACCAGCUGCUGGCCCACAUCCGGUUCCCUCUGAUGCCGGCUGGAGAUCUGGUGGGACGGGUUCUUCCGGCGAUCCGGGCCCAGUUGCCCGACGGAACCGGCUGCCAGCAGCUGGUGGAGGAGGCGUUGCGGUACCAGGCCCGGCCCAGCGCCCAGCCGCUGCUGCAGACGGACCGAACCGCGCUGAGGGGCGGGGCGGAGAGGCUGAUGCUGAUUGGUGGAGAGGUGGGUGAGCGCGGCCAGGAGCUGAGCGGCAGCGUGUGGCGACUGGACGGCGAGUCGGUCCGCUGGGAGCUGCAGGGGCAGCUGCCUGCGCCGCGCAGCCACCACUGCCUGGCGGUUCUCGGAGGUUUCAUCUAUGCCGCGGGCGGCAGCGCCUCCAGGGACAACGGCGGAGACGCCGCCUGCAACCGGCUGCACCGCUACGACCCGCGCCUCGAACAGUGGACCGAGGGGGCGCCGAUGAAACAGCGACGGGUCGACUUCUACCUGGCAGCCGUUGGCGAGUCACUGAUCGCCGUGGGGGGCAGGAAUGCCAGCGGGGCGUUGGCGUCCGUCGAGUUCUACCGCCCUGCCGAGGACCGCUGGGCCUAUGGACCGCCGCUGCCCAGGUAGGGACCCCACUAGUGGGCAGGGCGCUUUUC